CAAUUUUCGUGUUAUCAUCAUCCACUAUUACCUUUAUGUUGAUUAUUUUUAAUCAAUUUUGCAUUAUUAUUAGUUUUGACAUCGUUUUUUCCAAUUUAGCUAAGAGUCUAAUCAUUAAAAAAUUUCUAAACUACUUAGAUAUCAUGCAAUAAUCGAUUAAUGAAGACGAAAUUCUCAAAAAUUAUGAUGAAGCUUUCUCUAAUUUCGGAUUGGAUUCUCAUCUUAAAAUUUGAUCAGCAAAAAUUAGUACAUUUGUUCUUAUAAAUGACUUAUAUUAUGAACAUCAUUUCAUCAAAAACCCCUUCUUACCUUUCCUUUUAUGUGAUUUUAUCUCAUAUCAAAUGCUCAAUUCAUUUCUUUUCAAUUUCCACUAUCCAAUAUCCAGAUGUUGAAACAAACCCAGAUCAAUUUCCCAUUAAAAUUCCUCCUCAUUCAUCAAAUUUCUCCAGAUUGAUUCACCAUAUUGGAAUGAAACCAAAAUCAUCAAAUUCCAAUAUUUCAAAUGAUUGUAAACACCAUGACAUCAUUUCUUGUAAUAGAAUGAUUACAAGAUAUAUUAGAGCUUCUGAUAUGGAAUCUGCGCUAAGAGUUUUUAGAACUAUGUCAGUUAAGAAUACCAUCACUUGGAAUUCACUGUUAGCUGGGUAUUCCAGAAAACCUGGGAUGCUAACAGAAGCCCGCCAACUGUUUGAUAAAAUUCCUGAACCAGAUAUUUUUUCGUUUAACACAAUGUUGUCUUGUUAUUUUCGGAAUUCAGAUGUUAAUGGUGCAAGAUUGUUCUAUGAGCAAAUGUCUGUCAAGGAUACUACUUCCUGGAAUACCAUGAUUUCAGGUUUUGCUGAGAAUAAGAUGAUGGAGGAAGCUGAAAAGCUGUUCUCAGCAAUGCCAGAGAGGAACAGCGUGUCGUGGAAUGCAUUGAUUUCUGGUUAUGCUGAAUGUGGGGAUCUAGACUCGGCUGUAAGGCUGUUUAGGAGGGAUCCUUUCAAGAGUGUAGUUGCUCGGACUGCGUUGAUAACUGGGCAUAUGAAACUGGGGAAAGUUGCAAUGGCUGAAAAAAUGUUCGAGGAAAUGGAUAAAAAGAGUACAGUUACAUGGAAUGCUAUGAUUGCAGGUUAUGUCGAAAAUUCUCGAGCAGAAGAUGGUAUCAAGCUCUUCAAAUUAAUGGUGGAAUCUAAGGUUGUUGAUCCAACUCCAUUGACAUUGACUAGUGUUCUAUUGGGUUGUAGCAAUUUAUCUGCUUUAUUGUUGGGCAAGCAAAUUCAUCAAUCUGUAAUCAAGUCUCCAUUGUAUAGGGAUACAACAGUUGGGACUUCAUUACUGAGCAUGUAUUGUAAAUGUGGAGUCUUAAAGGAUGCUUGGAAGAUGUUCUUUGAGAUACCUCGGAAAGACUUGGUUACUUGGAACGCGAUGAUUUCAGCGUAUGCGACUCAUGGCUCAAGUCAGACUGCCCUCGAUUUGUUUGAUAAGAUGAAGAGCGAGAAAAUAAAGCCCGAUUGGAUCACAUUUGUUGCUGUUCUAUCAGCUUGUAAUCAUGUUGGACUAGUAGAUCUUGGGAUGCAGUUUUUCGAUUCAAUGCAGAAGGAUUAUCGGAUUGAGGCUAAACCCGAGCACUACUCAUGUAUGGUAGACCUUCUAGGCCGUGCUGGUCAGCUUAAAGAAGCUACCAGUUUGAUAGAGCAAAUGCCCUUUAAACCUCAUGCUGCUGUAUAUGGUAGUCUUUUAGGAGCUUCUAGGAUCCACAAGAACAUAGAGUUGGCUGAAUUUGCUGCUAAUAAGUUGUUAACCAUUGAUCCAACAAAUGCAGGAGCUUAUGUCCAAUUAGCGAAUGUUUACGCAGCUAAACAGAAAUGGGACUAUGUUUCAAAGGUUUGGCAAUCCAUGAAGAACAAUAGAGUAGUGAAAAUGCCGGGUUUUAGCUGGAUUGAGAUACAGAAUGUAGUUCAUGAGUUUAGGUCAAGUGAUACGAAACACCAAGAAUUGCACGUGAUUCAUUCGAAACUCGAUGAACUAGAGAGAAAACUGGUAUUAGCAGGGUAUGUUCCUGAUUUUGAAUCCGAGCUGCACAAUGUAGGUGAGCAGCAAAAACGAAAGUUGCUAAUGAGGCACGGUGAGAAACUGGCGGUUGCGUAUGGACUGAUUAAGGUGCCAAGUAGAUUACCUAUUCGAGUUUUUAAGAAUCUGAGAGUGUGUGAGGAUUGUCACAAAGUACUUAAGCUCAUAUCAGCUAUAGAACGGAGGGAAAUAGUUGUAAGGGACAAUACAAGGUUUCAUCAUUUCAAUGAUGGGAACUGUUCUUGUGGUGAUUACUGGUGAGGGUGGAAAGAAUUGAGUUUAGACCACUGUCACAUGAUUCACUGAUCUUCUUGCGAAUCACAAAUCAAAAAAGCGAAUUAUGGACAAUUUUGGGCUAUUUUAGUGUCAUUUUAAGCGAAUUGCAAGUUUAAAAAACGAAUUAACUGGCGAAUUAUGUUACAUUGGUAUAGACUUCAGUCCAUUCUUUUUGUUUCAUUACCCUUGUCUCCAUUGUCAUUAUUCAUUAUCGGCUUUCACCUAGUCUAAGGUUUGGGAGUCGAAUAUGUCCAACAUUACCCGCGAUCCACUGGUAUAUAUAAAGAUUGUUUCCGGUUAAUGUUUUGAUUUUCUCUAUAACAUCAAUUAUAGUGGAUUAGUGAUGUCAAUUGACUUCACUUCAAUUUUGAAAAAAUACGUACAAAAAUUGAUUCGGCGGAGUUGGUAGAGUAAUGUAUAUUUUAAGUAAAUAGUCACUUGUUCACAACCAAAUUAACUUUCACUCCUCAUUUAUAUUCCCUUUGUUUCAUUUCAUACUAAUUACUCAACAUGUUGGCCAUUCCCCUAUUUUCUUCUGCCUUUUACUGUUCUUUCCCCACUCCACAUAACUUCUGCUAGCGGCUGCCGCCUGCCCGUACAGCCUGAUCAAAUCCUCCUGGCCUCGCCUUCAUCUCUGUGGCGGCGUCAUAUCUUCCGCUGACCGCAGCAAGUCAAGGUACUCCACUAUUCAAGUAACUCCACGAAUCUAAAAUCUCCGCGUACUCUUUUCUUAAUUGUUAAUUAGGUCUUUGGUUAAUUUCUUUAGUUUUUUAUUUAGCAAUUAGAUGAAAUUUGUUUAAUUAUUUAUUAAUUGUUUAUUUAUUUAGCAAUUGGAUGAGAUUUUUUUGGUUAUUCAUUGACAUUUCAUUUUCAGGGUUUUUUUCAAAAAAUAGGGCUUUUGAAUGUUGUGUUAUUUUAAUGAUUUAAGCUUAUAGUCUAUAUUUAUUUUCAAUUUUUUUCCCCUUAUUUAUCGUUCAAUUUAAUAUUUCUGAUUAGUGAAGAAUUAUGCUGCAUCACAGCAACAGUGCAAUGUAAUUGGGUUUUCUGCGUUUGACAUGUUACAACUUACAUCUCUGUACUUAAAUUAUUUAAAAAGAUUAUUUGAGAUGUUGAAUUUUGUUAUUUUGAUUUCAAUUAGGGACUGUUAUUUUCUGUUGGAUAUAAUUUUGUGUUUUAAGAUUUGUAAUUUAUUAGAUCUUGGGUACAUUUAGUUUGUUCAAUCUGAAUUCGUCGUUAAUGAUUGUAUUUAUAGUUCAAAUGGAUAGGUAUUUUAAAAAAUUAGCUUUUGGAUCGCUUAUGGCCCUACUAAUUUGUAAUUAUUUAUGGGAUAUGGCCCUACUAAUUUGUAUUUUAAAGAAUUUUCGACAUCCUUGUUUUUUUCCUGGUUCUGCCCCUGCCUAUAUGAGCUCCAAUGGUAUAGCAUAUUUAUGUUCCAGAUCCUACAUAGGCUGUAAAUUUUUGAUCUGGACUCUUUUUGUUAUUUCUUACAUGGAAUUGUCAACAGGGUUGUGAGAGAUUUCAUCAGAAGUAUCAAGUCUUUCAAUCUUGUUUAUGCCACCAAAAAAGACAGUUUUGUUUAGUUCUGGUAUAUCUACCAGUAUGUUUUAAAUCCUUCAAGGAGCAGUUCAAACAUGCAAGUUUUCAGAGGAAUAAUCUUCUGAUUGCUAACAGGUCUUCGCCACCUCUCAUCAUAAUCAGCAACACUCUUGAAAUCACCAAGAAGUAACAAGGCCCAUGACACUGCUUGACAAUAAUCUGCAAGUCCUUCAAGACAAUUGUGUAGAAAAAUGUGGAAGGUGUCCGGAGCUGCAAAAAUCACCACCAUUUACCCAAGUCGCAAGCGAAGAUAUAUCGUUAUAUCGACUCAUCAUGGAGGAAACUUAAACAAUUAAUCGAGGGUUCUGUUGGUAUAUACAAGAGUUGAUGUCGGCAUCAGUAAUGGGAUUUUUGGCAGGCACUUAGAUAUGAAGACAAUGGGAUCCUGAAAAGCAUUUUAAGGGUUCAUGAGAAAGAUUGAGUUCUGCUCAUCCGAUAUUAAGAUUUAUUUUUCGAUUCGUAGUAAAGGUUAGAGAAUCCUCUUUAGACAUACUUAGCACAAUUUGAUAUUGAACGGUUGUUUGUAAAA
Amaranthus tricolor (Joseph's coat) is the source of this 4453-nucleotide messenger RNA. RefSeq names its product pentatricopeptide repeat-containing protein At4g16835, mitochondrial-like. The coding region runs from base 265 to 2313 and encodes 682 amino acids. Gene Ontology annotation, molecular function: zinc ion binding; protein binding; RNA binding. NCBI's taxonomy places the organism in Eukaryota, Viridiplantae, Streptophyta, Magnoliopsida, Caryophyllales, Amaranthaceae. The record is from RefSeq and is a predicted model, not a curated record. The transcript has 3 exons. Gene Ontology annotation, biological process: RNA modification.